Microbotryum saponariae is the source of this 1417-nucleotide messenger RNA. Lineage: Eukaryota; Fungi; Basidiomycota; Microbotryomycetes; Microbotryales; Microbotryaceae. The record is from the annotation of a GenBank genome assembly.
AUGGGUUUGGCUCGGCUGCUGGUGCUCGCGUCGGUGAUGCUGGUCGCGACCGUGAUCGCGUCGUCGUUGCCGCAGUGGAUUCGGUUCUCGCCGCGGAGGCUGCACCAGCUGUCCGUCUACUCGACCGGGCUCUUGAUCGGUGCAGCACUGACCAUCGUCAUACCCGAAGGUGAGUCGUCCCAGUCGAUCCGGCCCUGCGUCUCGACAGGACUACCACAGGCUGAGCUCCACCGAGUCCGAUCGGACAGGUGUCGCGGCCGUCUACGCCAACUCGUCCUCGCUCCACCAUCAUGCCGCUGAACACGAAGCGGCGCAUGGCAGCCCGUACCGACAUGAUGCGCAUUCCAACCCCACCAACAUCGGUCUGGCCCUCUUGGCCGGAUUCCUCCUCAUGUCAGUGCACAUCCUCGUCGCCACGUUUAUACACCGGUGCUGACCCAUGGCAUUGUGCCCCCUGUCCCCCGAUCAGGUACCUCAUCGACACCUACACCCAUAGUCAUCCCCCAGCCUCCUCGGUCGGCAGGCUAGACCGGUCCAACUCGCGCCAUCCGCACCGCUACCUCACACGUCAAUCGUCGUCCAUCUCUGAACUCGAACCCCUCAACGCCAACUCGUCCCACCACCACCAGCACCAUUACCGCAAUGGGGACGACGAGUAUGACUGGGCAGAGAAUGGAAACCUCGGCACAGCAAACGCAGAUCGGAAAUCACUCGCACCGACGAGCUCGAGUUCGAUCAACGGUGGCACCAGUGCCAAUCCUUCGAGAUCGUCCUCGCCUACCCAUCAUCAUCCCCCCUCCCCGCCAAAUGAACCGAUACCCUCUUCUUCCCCUUCUUCCCCUUCUUCCUCCGCUUCGGCGAUCUCGACCGUCAUCGGUCUGGUCGUCCAUUCAUUAGCCGACGGCGUCUCCCUCGGCGCCAGUUCUCUACCUUCAGGCGAACAAGCAGUCACCCAGGUCGCCUCCUCCACCUCUUUGGAACUCAUCAUCUUCCUCGCCAUCAUGGUCCACAAAGCCCCCGCCGCCUUCGCACUCUCCUCCCUCCUUAGCUCGAACCGAUCCGUAAGCCCGUCCUUCCUGCGAAAAUCCCUCCUCGCUUUCUCCCUCGCAGCACCUUUGGGUGCUUUAACGACCUAUGGUCUCUUGACACUCGUCGGGGUCGAAUUGGAAGGAGUUCAAGGUGGGAUUGGUUGGUGGACUGGAUUAGCGUUGGUUUUCUCGGGGGGACGUUCUUGUUCGUGGCUACGCACGUGAUCAAGGAGAACACUGGCACUGAGGGGGGUUCUUCGAACCAUGGGAGAGGUGGUGAGUCUUCAGAGGAUGGAGAGGAGAAUGGAAAAGGUGGGGGACCGGUAUGGGUCGUCGCGGGGAUGUUGACGCCUUGGGUGCUCGGGCGCUUGGUCGGCCACGGGCAUUGA